Messenger RNA from Rhinocladiella mackenziei CBS 650.93, 825 nucleotides. RefSeq lists its product as uncharacterized. The record is from RefSeq and is a predicted model, not a curated record. Bases 1 to 825 code for a protein of 274 amino acids. NCBI's taxonomy places the organism in Eukaryota, Fungi, Ascomycota, Eurotiomycetes, Chaetothyriales, Herpotrichiellaceae. The transcript has a single exon.
AUGGGCACUCCCUGGCAGAGCCAAUGCAAGAUGAAGUCCAAAUCCUCCUCAUCGACAACUUGCAUUGAAGCGAAAAUGGAAUCCCUAGGCAUCGCAUGUUGGGACUUUGCUUAUCCGACGGGGAGGUGCAGCUUGACUGCCACAAGCAGCAAGAAGAACCGUGUCGCAAUGAGAACGAGACGGAAAUCAAAAACGAAACCGAUACCUGCACCACACCCGUGUGUGCUGCGAGCAGAGGGCAUGCCUGCUAAAGUCGAGGAUGAGGACGAAGAUGAACGUGACGUCGCCGACACUCCUGGCCUCAUUGAGGGCAAGACUGAACAGAGAGCAUCGUGGCAGGCGCAUAGAACAAAAUCCGACCGAACGGCUUCCGAGACGCGAACAUACCUCCUUUCCUCGCCCACGAUAUCCUCCAUCAGCUAUCCACAAACACAGACCACCAUUUCCACACUGCUUAUGACGCCGCACACGCAAUUGAUUUACCUAGUCCCGCAAUCGCAUAUUACGAGCACACGCGUGUGCGAGAUCUCGCGCCUUCCCCGCGCGGGAGGCAGUGCAAUCCAAGUCCUCCCCGUCAGCCCUUCCUACUCGAUGAGUGGCGAGAGGCAGUGCACCACCACAGACAGUAUGGUGUCCGACACCGAAAUGGAUGGUCUCGACGGAGUUGUGAACAAAGUCCUCAAAUAUACCAAAGCGCGGGUGUUUGAUGGGUAUUUGGCCUUCGAAGAUGACCGGGAUAGUUGGACUUUCCUGGAAAAAGUCGGGAAGGGCGUCAAGAAGGCAGCGGAUGGUGGUACUGCGGUUCGAAAGUCUGGGAGGAAGUGA